AUGCUUCUAGAUCACCUGCUUCUUCUUCUGCUAGACAUCGUUACUGCAACUCUGGUUGUUGGAAUACUUGUGGCAGGAUAUUUCACACUCGAUAAAUCACAAUUCGAUCAAAGAUCUUUCCCUGGAUCCAUAUUCAGCCUGACGCGCUAUUAUCUGACUGACCCUUGCCGGCCUCAUAGGGAUGGUGGCCUUCCCCAUGGCGGUUGCAUCCGCCUGGUGCGGAUCAACUCAACUGCAGAUGCAGAUAUUGUUUUGUCUUGGAGUGUGUUUCCCUUGGUCGCAGCCCCUGCAUACCACGCAUUGAGCUACACUUGGGGGUUUGCUCGCGGAGUACCUGAGCAUGAAGAUCCAGUGUUCCGCUAUAAAGGUCAGCAUGGCGUUCCAACGUCCAUGCCUAAGAAUCUUUUUCUGGCCUUGAAUCGCAUUAUCAAGCUAGAUGAAGGGACAUAUUAUUGGAUUGACUCCCUAUGUAUUGACCAGGACAAUACGAGAGAGCGUAGUGAGCAGGUAUCUAUGAUGAAGGAGAUUUACGAACAUGCUGCGGUCGUUGAUGUCUGGCUUGGACCAACUACAGACUCUGAAGCCAAAGCCCUUGAUCUCGUG
Trichoderma harzianum CBS 226.95 is the source of this 603-nucleotide messenger RNA. RefSeq lists its product as hypothetical. The annotation marks the transcript as partial. The transcript has a single exon. NCBI's taxonomy places the organism in Eukaryota, Fungi, Ascomycota, Sordariomycetes, Hypocreales, Hypocreaceae. The record is from RefSeq and is a predicted model, not a curated record.